AUGAACAGGAGUUCUGAUCAGCGUCUGAAGCUACCAGUGAGUGACGUAACGUGCCUAGGUGCGGACAAUUCCGGCCCUGGCGGUGCUCCACGCACGGACCUGCGUCUUCAGCUGGGCCUGCUGCGCGCAGCUGGCGCCUGGGCGCCGCAUCGUGGGCCGUCCACGUCUGCGUCGUCGCUGCUGUACGACGCCUACUCGGCCGGCGUCAUCCUGCUGCUGCUGGCGUUCGUGGGCAGCCAGGUGUCCGCCAUGCUGCACUUCUGGGGGGACAUCCUCAGCGUCACCACCAACGCCUGCGUCACCUUCACCUACACCAUGGCCAUCUUCAAGCUGCUUGUCGUCCUCACGAUGCGACGGUCUGCGGAACACCUCAUCAACGAGCUGAACAGAUGCAUGCAGGAGUACGGCCGGGAGCUGGCCGGCGAGAAGGCGUCGGUGUUCGCGGGCUGCUGCCGGCAGGCGCGCCGCGUCGUGGUGGGCCACGUAGCCAUCGGCGCCGUGGCGUACGUGUGCGGCGUAGCGCUGCCCGCCGUGCGCGGCCGCGUCUGUCCCGCGGCCAGCUGCAGGGCCAAGGACGGCUUCCCCGUGCUCGUCUGGUACCCCUUCCCCUUCACCGUGUCGCCCGCGUACGAGCUAAUAUUCGCCGGGGUGUCCCUGGGCUUCUUCUACGGCUACAUCCUGUCCACGACGCUGGACGGCUUCUUCGUGACGCUCAUCAUCUACCUGUCUGGCCAGCUGCGGCUGCUCAACCUGAUGGCAGAGAGCAUGUGCUCUGCGCAGCCUGCUCACAGCCGCAGGGACGUGGCCGCUCCAGCAGACACCUCAGAGGAGUGCGUGCGACGCAGGCUGGCGCAGUGCGUGCGCUACCACACCGACGUCGACAGAUGCGUACGGCAGCUGAGCACGUUGCUGGGACCCAUACUGCUGGGACAGGUGCUGGCUGACGUGGUCACCAUCAGCGCCACCGCAUUCGUCACCACCACUGGUAAGACAGACUCUGGCUGGGUCUUCAAGUACGGCUCAUACCUGGCUGCCAUAGCAGAGCAGCUACUGCUCUACUGUUGGUUUGGGAACGAUGUCCUGACAGAGAGCGAGCGCCUGCAGCUGUCGGCCUACAGCAGCCAGUGGGUGGGGGCCUCGCCUCGCUUCCGCAGGGAGCUGCGCCUCUUCCUGUGCCGCGCCCACCGCCCGCUGCGACUGACGGCCAGCAAGUUCUACACCAUCUCCAGGGAGACCUUCCUGCUGCUGAUGAAUGCCUCUUUCUCCUAUUAUGCAGUGCUGAGGCAACUGAACUCCGACUGACCAGUCGCAGCUGACGCAGAAUCUACGGUGCCAUCCGUGCCUAUAAUGCACUAUAAUCCAC
Messenger RNA from Schistocerca serialis cubense, 1363 nucleotides. Its product is annotated as odorant receptor Or2-like. Gene Ontology annotation, molecular function: odorant binding; olfactory receptor activity. NCBI's taxonomy places the organism in Eukaryota, Metazoa, Arthropoda, Insecta, Orthoptera, Acrididae. Gene Ontology annotation, cellular component: plasma membrane. Bases 1 to 1302 code for a protein of 433 amino acids. Gene Ontology annotation, biological process: sensory perception of smell; detection of chemical stimulus involved in sensory perception of smell. The transcript has 8 exons. The record is from RefSeq and is a predicted model, not a curated record.